UUGAAAACAUGAUUUUCAUUUUUCCUAUGUCAAGUAAGAAACGCCGAGAUACGGCUAAGAAAUUACAAAAGUUUGAAAAAAUGGCAUUGUACAAGAGCAAAAGCUGGAGUGUUAAUGAUGAUGUGAAAAGUAAGAAGAAGAAUAACAACAUCAAUAUUAAUAGGAUCUUGAUAUCGAUUAAUAUUGUCGGUAGUUCAGGGCCAUUGACAUUUGUGGUUAAUGAGGAUGAUAUUGUUUGUGAUGUUAUUGGCAAAACUCUCAAAUUUUAUGCACGUCAAGAAAGAUUACCAGCUUUGAAAUCUGAUGUAUCUGAUUAUGUUUUACAUUGCUCAAAUGAUGUUUCUGAUGCUCUAGGUCCAUCUGAACCCAUAGGAAGUUUUAGGACAAGAAAGUUUGUGUUAUCCGAGAAUCAAGCAUCAUCUACAAAGACAGAAGAAGCAGGGUCAAAGGGAAGAAACAGUAGAUGGAAAUCAUUUAGUUUCAAAAAAUUCUGUUUCGCACUGCAUUGUGCAGCUAUUGGUCGUGGUGGUGGCAGAGAUUAAUUUUCUUCUGAUAUGCAUUUUAUAAAUGUUAUGAGUUAUUAUAGAGAUGGUUGGAAUAAUGCAAAACAUGAAU
This is a messenger RNA of Lathyrus oleraceus (garden pea), 615 nucleotides long. RefSeq lists its product as uncharacterized. The coding region runs from base 9 to 542 and encodes 177 amino acids. The transcript is spliced from 2 exons. Lineage: Eukaryota; Viridiplantae; Streptophyta; Magnoliopsida; Fabales; Fabaceae. The record is from RefSeq and is a predicted model, not a curated record.